Messenger RNA from Aspergillus ochraceoroseus IBT 24754, 1111 nucleotides. RefSeq names its product hydroxyisourate hydrolase. Gene Ontology annotation, molecular function: hydroxyisourate hydrolase activity. NCBI's taxonomy places the organism in Eukaryota, Fungi, Ascomycota, Eurotiomycetes, Eurotiales, Aspergillaceae. The record is from RefSeq and is a predicted model, not a curated record. Gene Ontology annotation, biological process: purine nucleobase metabolic process. Bases 81 to 665 code for a protein of 194 amino acids. The transcript has a single exon.
AUUCUUCAUUUCUUCAAUUUUCUUAUUUUUCUACUACUACUCGUCAUCUUCUCUUUAUUUCCCCCCCCGACUCCCCCUCCAUGGACCUUGGAUCCAGGAGUUAUACCCCGUCGAACCAGCAGUUGGGUAAAGCCGCAGAUCGUCUCAGUCUCUACCAAAAUCACCUUCUCCCCUUGUCUCCCGCCUUGUCACAACCACGACCUUGCACCAGCACAACCGAGUCUAUCUUACAAACUCCCGCAGCGAUGUCCCGCGAUCCAAUCACCUGCCAUGUGCUGAACACCCUCACGGGCACCCCCGCCGCAAACCUACCUGUAACAUUGACACUCCUGUCCGGCCCCUCGACCGCCCAAGGACCCAUCACAUUUACGGCAACGACCAAUGCAGACGGCCGAGUCGUAAGCUGGACCCCAACAGCCUCGACAUCUGCAACUGUGCCCUCGAUUCUCCGUAGCCUCCCGGCGGCCGACAGCAAGACAAACUGGGCAGUCCGUUUUGAGGUCGGGCCCUGGUACGAGGCGCAGGGAAUCGAAAGCUUCUGGCCCGAGGUGGAGGUCAAGUUCACAGUGAAGGGACGUGGCCAGGAAGGUGAAGAGGGAUGGAGGCAUUAUCAUGUCCCUGUGUUGCUAGGGCCUUGGAAUUACUCGACUUAUCGAGGUUCGUGAUGAUAAACUCGGAUGUGUAGAUCUUAUUGCUUUGGGCCAGUUAUCACUAGUUGGUUUAAAGGCAUAUGACGUACGUGGAGCGUUAAGGUUAUAAGGUACUGCUUUAUCUCUUUCUUUUUCUGCUGUAGAGGGUGUCUUGGAAUGUUUGGGAUAUCUAACGCCGAUUGAACAUUCAAGCUUUAAUACGGGCUAUGUGGCCGGUAUAUAUAUAUAUAUAUAUAUAAUCAAGCUUGUCUCAUUCUCUGUUAUGGAUUCUGAGAUCACUGUGCCCCCUCUCCUACCUAGGUGCCUGUUUUGCUUCCAGUCGUUCCUUCUGUACGUACAGCAUGCAUAGGCUAGACUUAGGUAGCGUACAGAUCCCAUUACAUUCUCGGACUCGUUCUCAUCUGCAGGUACGAGCUUGAUCGUCGCCAAGUAUAUCUAAAUAAAUCUGUUCUAUCUUCCCC